UGGCAAAGGCGCGAAAUGCGAUGGCGGCGGGCUGGCCCUGAGGGAGACGGGCCGGGGCCGAGGCCUGGGCCUGGGCCGCUCCGUCCUGACCCUGCGCCCGAGCUGCUGCCGCCGCGGAAAGAGUCCCUUUGGGUGUGAAGGAUGGAGUUCUCGCUGACGGCUGCCGGAGAGGUACAGGGGGUGCUUUCGGCCAUGCUGAAGAACCUAGAGUGCCCAAUCUGCUUGGAUGUGGUAAAAGAGCCAGUUUCAACAAAAUGUGAUCACACAUUCUGUAGGUUCUGCAUGUUCAAACUCCUCAGCAAAAAGAAAAAAGGUGUGACCCAGUGUCCUCUGUGUAAGACUGAAGUUACCAAGAGAAGUCUGAAAGAAAAUUCCAGAUUCAAGCAACUAAUUGAAGGAUUGUUGGAAACUAUCCAUGCAUUUGAGCUUGACACUGGAGUAAAGUUUUUAAAUUGUCAUCACUUUCCUAAAACAUCCACAGAAGCCACUGCUGCUGAGCUCCCGUGUAAGGAAAAUUCUGUCAUCCAAAGUAAGGGCUUCAGAAACAGGAAAAAAAGUGCUAAAGAAAAUGGACAAGAAAACUGCACCUUGCAGGAAGCUAAUGUGGAUACACAGCUUGCAGAUACCAGGGUCAGAAGGUGUUCCCUGAGAAACAAACCCCAGAAAUGUGACUCUGAAAAAGGGAUUUAUAUAGAAUUUGGUUCUGAUUCAUCUGAAGAGAUUUUUAAACAGGCAAGCAAUACUGGGUUAGAAAACAAAACAGCACUUCAGGUUUCGUCUCAAGAAAAGCUGGAACAGCUCCAGAGUGCUGAGAAGAGGGAUGAGUAUUCUUGCAGUGCACAGCCUGGCAAGCUGGGUGCUAAAGAAGGAAUUCUACCCAAUGUUGGAGGUGAAAGUGAUUUCUCAAAGGAAGGCUUGAGCAAGAAAAGCACUUGGAGCGUCACUGAAUAUGCCAAACCUGGCCAAGUGGGUAUGAGCAAACACCAGAGUUCUCCUUCAAACGUUCUUGCUGUGGACCUGCUCGCAGAGCAGUGUGACAGAACAGGGGAUGCCAGUCCCUCAAGCAAUGGGGACAUGUCUGUCUUUAAGCACACAGAAGAAAUGGACGAAGAGCAAACUCAGUGCAGUAGUAAAAGCAAAGAGUUUGACUUAAAAGGUAGCUCAGAGAGCAGGUUGGAUAAAAGCAAGGAAAUCGAUAUUGUUGACCAAAGUAUGGAAGCUGUUGAAAUGUAUGAACCCGAGAACGAUUCUGUCCAUGAAAAAGAACUUCCCCUGGAGAAACUGUGUCAGCCAGAAACACUUCACUCUGUUACCCAGAAUCCAGUCUCUAGGAAGAGACUGAAGCGAAGCAUUCAGAAAGUCAAUGAAUGGUUCUCAAAAAGCAACAAGAUUCUGUCUUCCAAUUCUUCCCAGGAUGAUUCUGCUGGAUCAUCUGAUGCUUCAGGUGAAGGAGAUACGUGUUUAUCAGAUAAAGAUUCCUGUGUUUCAGAAAAGACUGACCCUAUGGUAGAUUCCAUGGAAAUUGCAGUGGUUGAAGGAAACGAGAAACAGUCAAAACAAACAAUAGACAGCAUCAAAGACAAAAUAUUUGGGAAAACAUAUAAGAGAGAGAGAAAAUCAAAUCCCCCUGUUACCUUGAGAGACAUUUUACCUACUACAAAAAAGGAAUAUGUGGCUGCUGACGAGAAGUGUUUGAAUGAUUCCAGCAGACUAAAACGAAAAAGGAAGACUGCCUGUGUCCUGCAACCUGAGGAUUUCAUUCAGAAAAAAGAUGUAGAAGAUGCAGGUGGGUGCCCUCCGAGUGUUGACUGGUGCCUUGAAGAUGCUGAAAGGAAAAGAUGUGAUGGAAGUCCUGCUGCUGGUGAGAGUCACCUCGCUGAGAACAGAGAGGAUAAUGCCCAAGUGGAACUUGAGGAAGGACGAGGAUCCAUGUGGAAAAAAGCUGCUGAAAAGGUGACUGGCAAGCACUGUGAUGGGGAGCUAGAACUGAGUAACUUUCAUCAGAAAAGCACUAAAAAAAGUAGUUCUGCAGCAAAAAGAUGCAAGCGUUCUAGAACCAAGGGUGCCCUACAAUUAGUAGUGGAUAGAAACUUAGUUUCCCCUGAUCCCUCUGAGCCUCAGAUUGAUAGUUAUCCAAGCAGUGAAGAACCAAAAAAAGCUGAUUCUGAGCAAAGACAAGUGAGGCGCAGCAGGAGGCUUCAGUUACUUUCUGAAGAAAUGAUGAAAGAAACAGGAGAAGUAGUAAUUACAGGAGCAAGAAAGUGUGACAGCAAUCAGGAAGGGUCUGUCUUUGGAGUCCAAAGAAAUGUGUUAGUUCACGCUUCUGAAUGCAGGGACCUGUGUGAGCCCCAGGGUACACUGAGCUACAAACCACUCGCUAAUCUGAAGGGUGGGGAUCUGGAAGCAGAUGAAAUACAGAUUAGUCUGAAGAAUUCAUCAGACGCUGCAGAAAACAGAAAAAGUCUCUUCAAUCCUACAUCCUCAUGUCAGCAUUCAAACUGUACUUCCUUUGCACCUGAUACAGGUUCUCAAGAAGGUGAAAUACUUGGGAGCUGUUCCCUCCUGCAGUCUUCUUCAGGGACUGUUGUGCAAACUGCUUCCCACCUGGCUGGAGAGAGGCCUGAACCAGGUCCUGCUUUUCCCCAGGACAGUGGACACGAUAGACAAAAUGUUCCAGGGGACUUUGGAACUGAAGAGUUGCCAAUGGCUAAAAAUGUUUUGGAAUUGACCAAGGAAGCUGAAGACAGUGAGUUAGACACCCAGGAUCUGCGAAAUAUAUUUAGGCAUUCAAAACGCCAGUCAUUUAGACUCUAUCCUACUGCCACGAAGGCCUCUGCAGUUGAAGGUGCCUCUUCUGAAACUUUAAAGAUACCAUGUACUGAUCAGGUAAAAAAUAAGCAUAACAAAUGUUUAGAAAGAGAAACCUUGCAAGAAAAGAAAACAACAGCUGAAAGCUUGAGUAGGGUUUGUGAGAAAGAGGAGCUUAGGAGCUCUGAAUCUGCUUGUGUUAGUCCUGUGACUUGUGUUGAGAGCAGCACCGAGUGUGUGCACACAGGGGAACACCAGGAAGAUGUUUCAAAUCAAGGGAAUCUGACCCCAAUAAGAAUUGGUGCUGCUGGGACUGAGGGCAAAAACGGAUCACAAAAAGGAGAGCAGGGAGAUGAAGAGACAGAUUCAACUGACAUAGGGGUAGAAAGUGAGUUGGGACAGAAUCCAAUCAAAAGUAAUAGAAGCCAAAGUGAUCAGAGUGAUACAGAAGAGCACAUUUUCAAAAGAACUGAUUUAAACACAGUUGAUGAAAUACGCUUCAGUUCAGAAAGCAAUCAAGCAGGAAAGGCCAAAGAAGUUGACAGCGAAGGACCAAUACUACAUUUUCAGUCCAGAUCAAUGAUUUCUCCUGCAGCUUGUCAGCAAAGGCCUGCUGAACUCAGCUGUGAAGCCACUGGGGAAAAAAGGAGCAAAAGAGAAAGAAAAGAAGUAAAUGGGAAUGAGGAGCAAACAACCCAAACUGCUAGUACAGGGGUGCCCCAGUGUUUGGUCACAGAGGCUCUAGAGCAACCUCUGAAAGGGAACAGUGAUUUUACAGGUUUGUCUGAAACCCCCGAUGGCUUAUUGUGCUAUGAGGAUGAGAUUGAAGAGAACAACAGCUUUUCUGACACUGACAGGAGAGAGAGGUCUGCAGUGUUUGUGAAGAGAAGUGAUGAUGCCCUGGUCAAAAAACCACACAAUAGAAAUGUUAGUUCUAAGCCAAGGGGCAUUCAAAGACCUCGAAGAAGAGCACGGAAAUUGCAAUCUUCAGAGGAAGAAUCUAGCGAGGAUGAAGAUUUACCAUGUUUUCAAACUUUAAUAUUUGGCAAAUCAGUAAGCACACCUUUGCAGAUCAAUAAACAAGGGAUAGAUGUGGCAGAGCCUUCAGGAAGCCCUGUCACGUUGCCUCACAAUGAAAGUCACAAUGACAAUAACAUGCAGGAAGUGCCUGAAGCUGCUCUGAGCAGUGGGUGUGUUUCACCAAGCCAGGACUCGGAAUGUUCCGUCAACUUAUUUUCUUCCCAGUCCAAUGUGUCUGAAGAAUCAGUUGAUGGGGCACAAGAGCUGAAGAAACCUCUAAUACAAGUUCAUACACCCAAAAAACAAGUGAGCAAUGUGAACGAGAGUAAAGAAACUUGUCGAAGUUGUGAUGGAGGGCUGAAAAGAAGCAAAACUAACUUCAAAGAUGACUGCCAAGAAGACCUGCAUGUGGGAGCCAACCUAGGUGAAGCAUCUGGUUGUGACAGUGAAACCAGUAACGUAGAAGAUUCAUGUGGCCCGUUCUCUCAGGGUGAAAUCCUUUCUACACAGCAGAAGAAUGCUAUGCAAAAUAACCUAAAAAAACUGCAGCAAGAAAUGGCUGUGCUUGAAGCAGUGCUAAAGCAGCACGGAAGUCAGGAAUUUCUACCUGUCCAUAGGAAAGUGCCACAUUCCAGUAGUGAAGGAACACUUGGGAUGGAACAAAUGAGACAAGAAAGAGGGGCAGAGCCAACCUCUGAAGGAGAUUUUGAGAAUCGUAAACGCAGAAGUUCAAAGGGAUUUUCAUCCAACAUUACAGCAAGUGAUUGUCUCAACAGUAAAAUCAAAGAGUUAGAAAAAGAAAGGUCUCCAGAAUUGUUGCUUCCAUCUUCUAAAUCCAGUUUGUUAAAGAAGAGACCAGAUUCGGAGAAAGGUUUGCAGAGUGACAAAGUUCUGAAGAGCAAAGCUCCUUCUGAAAAGACACCCCCUGUGCAGGAAGCAGUGCAAGGAUAUAGUCAGUGUCAACUUGAAGCAGAAAAUGCAGAUGAGCAGAAAUCUGGGACCAGGGUAAACAGUGCAUCUGUCUUAUCAAAUCUCUCUGGAAAUGUGACCAGGAGUCCAAAUAACAAUUCCUCCUUUGUAAGGCUUCUUAACCCUCCAACUGCAGCAGCAGCAGCGAAUCGUCCUGGUGCAGCUCAGAGCGCUGAGAGAAGCUGCGCUCAGGAACGUACAUCGAGGAGAAAUGUCUCUUUUCCCAUAUCUGCUCCCCACAAUGCAGCUGGGAAAGAAAACUCUACCAGUCCAGUUGUGACUAACAGGAAAGAAAUGUCAAUCGUGGCAUCGGGUCUCAACCAAAGUGAACAUUUGGUGGUCCAGAAGUUUGCGAGAAAAACUCACAGCACUUUAUCUAAUCGCGUUACUGAGGAGACAACCCAUGUCAUAAUGAAAACAGAUAAGGAGCUCGUGUGUGAACGGACACUGAAGUACUUUCUGGGUAUUGCAGGAAGAAAAUGGGUAGUUAGUUAUCAGUGGGUAAUUCAGUCUUUUAAGGAAGGAAGGAUACUGGAUGAGGAGAACUUUGAAGUUCGAGGAGAUGUAAUCAAUGGGAGAAACCACCAAGGUCCUAAGAGGGCUAGGCAGUCUCUGACUGAAAAGAUCUUUAAAGGCUUUGAGAUCUGUUGCUAUGGACCUUUCACUGAUAUGACUACAGAACACCUGGAAUGGAUGGUGGAGCUUUGUGGUGCCUCUGUGGUGAAGCAGCUUCAUCUCUUCACACACACAGCGAAUUCUACUGCUGUCGUGGUUGUUCAGCCAGAUGCUUGGAUGGAAAACACGAAUUGCAGAGCAAUCCAGCGAAAGAACAACGUUGCCAUGGUGACUCGAGAGUGGGUGUUGGACAGCGUUGCCUGCUACCAGUGCCAGGAGCUGGGAGCUUACCUUGUGUCCUGAGGGUCAGCUGUGCUUCUCUUUCCACUGCUCAGAAAGCCUCAUCAGUGCUGAGAGUUUGGUAAUUAUUUUAAGGACUGAGAAUUAAGUCACUCAUGCAGAGAUUACCUGCAUGUGGUGUUCUUGUUCAGGGUAAAAUAACUACUUUUUUAACAAUAAAGUUAUUUAAACAGCAUUACCACAUGAAGACAGAAUUACCCACUGUUCUUUGAAGAUUAACAUUUCUAAUUUCAAAAGAGUCCUUUAAAUUAAUGUAAAACAAAUUUUUAAAGUUAGAAAACGUAGAACCAUUCCUCAAAGAAAUGGUGAUGUAUUAUUUACCAUUGCAGCCAGUUCCUGUUUAUAUACUUGAGGACAUUUUGGGGACAGUCAUUUAAAAGAGUAAUAUUUGGCUCAGGGCUCGAAUUAAAAUGUACCUGUGCUCCCAAAUAACCUCCACGUUUUCAUUUUGCAUAAAUGCAUACCCUGGAUAAGGGUGUAUACCGAUACAAUGGAAUAUUAUUUUGUAAUUACUAAUGCAUCAGCCUGGUUAGUCUUAGGCCAGGGAUGUAGUUGUGUUAAACUAUACAAACAGCUCUCCUGUUGUAUACAAAAGUGCCAACUCACCCUAACCAGGAAAAUCAUCCACAAGUGCAGCCCCUGGAAAGCCAAAACUUGAUUCUCAACUUAAGCCAAUCCUUAAAAGCACCAGCCUAUAACAGUGUGUUUUGGUUCUUUUUUUUUGAGAAGCAUUUGUGGCACCUGUGAAGAGGCAAUAAACAGAUGCACUUUAGUAUCCCAGUGACCUGUAAUAAGCCGUAUAAGAAUCUGCUUCCUAAUAGUCUCUGCCUGCAAAAUGAGACUGCAAAGAAAAUAUAAUUGUUUUUUAUGGAAGGAAAUACAUUGCUUGUUUCUGUUGCCAAGCAAUUCAACUUCAUAAAUAAUUUUGUACUUAAAGAGCAGAAAGAGAACCUGUUUCCAUAAAGCUGUUGUUUAAAAAAAAAAAAAAAAGUAGCUGAGUUCAGAGGGUUGUUUGGUGUACAGAUGCUGCUAGGUUGUCUUGGAAAGUUAUAGAAAGUGUGUUUGUAAAUAUUGGAAUGCUCAAAGGAAAUAAAAUUACGUUGGCAAGCAUUUUA
Molecule: messenger RNA, 6827 nt
Organism: Calidris pugnax (ruff)
Lineage: Eukaryota; Metazoa; Chordata; Aves; Charadriiformes; Scolopacidae
Gene: BRCA1
Product: breast cancer 1
Exons: 23
Coding region: 142-5715 (1857 amino acids)
Biological process (GO): positive regulation of transcription by RNA polymerase II; chordate embryonic development; dosage compensation by inactivation of X chromosome
Cellular component (GO): nucleus; BRCA1-A complex; plasma membrane
Molecular function (GO): ubiquitin-protein transferase activity; DNA binding; zinc ion binding
Source: RefSeq, a predicted model, not a curated record